ACGAGCAUUUUGCAAAAAUGAACACAUCGAAGAACAAGGAUCUUAUUUAUGCGAUGAAACCGUACAAGAUCCUGUCGUGGCCCAUAGGCACUUGGCCUCUUCAGGCUUACAACGUAUUCGCCUUUACGCGUUUCGUCUUUGCAGUAAGUGUGAUGUUAUUAAUGGAGCUGAUCCUCAACUCGGAAAUGUGUUUAAAUCCGAGCAACGUCGAGGCAAAUCUCGAUGCUUUGAUGUUCAGCCUUGUUGGCACUAUGGUCCUAUCUAAAGUGAUGAGUUUUCGUGUUUACUCGACGAAACUGAUUUUCAAUUUUGUCUCGGCGGUGAAGGAUUACAACGAACUUAACGAUGAAAAUAAGCGACUGAUAAUGCGUCGGCACGCUUACAUGGGCAGAGUAAUGUGCAUUGCCUUGAUAGGAGUCGGCAAUAUAUGCGCUUGGGUCAUCACAGCUGCACCUAUACUGAUAAACAACGAUCAUGAAAUCAAUGUCACCAUCGAAGACGCGAUAAAUUUUCCUAUGCCCUCCGAACACGUUAUAUUGCUAAUUAAGUUUCCAGAAUAUCUAUAUUUGCUUAUUUUUUUCGUUCAGUACUUGAUGAUGCUAAUCAUGGUUAUGGGCAACCUUGGUAAUGAUCUGAACAGUAGAAUAGUACAAGAAAUUAUUUGGAAGAAAGUAAUCUUGCGACUGAUCAGUUUUCUUCAACUUUGAACAUCAUCGAUAGGUAGUGAC
Messenger RNA from Megachile rotundata (alfalfa leafcutting bee), 728 nucleotides. RefSeq lists its product as uncharacterized. Gene Ontology annotation, molecular function: odorant binding; olfactory receptor activity. The record is from RefSeq and is a predicted model, not a curated record. Gene Ontology annotation, biological process: detection of chemical stimulus involved in sensory perception of smell; sensory perception of smell. Lineage: Eukaryota; Metazoa; Arthropoda; Insecta; Hymenoptera; Megachilidae. Gene Ontology annotation, cellular component: plasma membrane.